Molecule: messenger RNA, 1404 nt
Organism: Musa acuminata subsp. malaccensis (wild Malaysian banana)
Lineage: Eukaryota; Viridiplantae; Streptophyta; Magnoliopsida; Zingiberales; Musaceae
Source: RefSeq, a predicted model, not a curated record
AGCAAUGAAGAGACAGGUAGAGCUCAUCAGCUUGCUUCUCCAGAUUCCAUGGCUUGCUCUUCUUUCUACCACUAAACAAUGCGCCAUGGCAGAUUCCCAAUCAUCCUUCUCCCUCCACAGCAGACACCCUUCAUCAUUGCUUUCGACCGAUCAUCUUCUUAAGGCCGAGCUCCUCCCUUGUCUUGCCACACCCAUCCCCCUUGAAUCCACCAACCUCGUGUGCUCGUCUUCCGAGCUCCCUUCUCCACCAUGAAGCCUUCUUCCAGCUCUGUCAAUGGUUUCUUCUCCUUCCUCGCCCAUGGCCUCGACGACCUCGACCGUUCCCUCGCGUCCGACGCCUUCAUGUCCCUCCAGUUCCUCUACCGCGCCGCGGGCCUGCUCCGGGCGCUCCACUCCCAGCUCACCUACCUGGUGCCGAAGCUCCACCUCCCUGUCGGUGGGAAGUGGCUCGACGAGUACAUGGACGAAAGCUCCCGCCUUUGGGACGUCUGCCAUGUGAUCAAGCUUGGCGUCUCGGGCAUGGAGAACUACUGCUCCGCCGGAGCUGACAUGGUCUCCUCGCUCGAGGAAUGGCGCCGCAAUCCCAAUUCCCACCACGCCCGCCAGGUGAAGCGGGCGAUCUCUAUUUGCCGGAGAGAGGCCAUGGGGUUGGAGGAGGAGAACAGAGUGCUGAUGGAGACGAGGAUCGAGCCCAUGUCGCUCCGGUUCGACGACCGGGCGCCCAUGGAAUCCAGGUACAACAACGGAUACAAUGGCUUCAGGGGAGUGCUGUACGCGCUGAAGAACUCCAGCUCUCUGCUGCUGAUGAUCCUGCUGUGGGGAUCAGUCUCCUGCUGGCCCGAGCCGGCAGUCAUGGAGGACUCCCUUUUCUUCGGCCCCGGCUUCAUGGCCUCCAUAGCGAGGCUGCAGCAGAGGGUGGUAGAAGAGACUGAAGGAACAGACGCCCGGCCGGGAAUCCUGAUGCAUGAGUUCCGGCAGGCGAGGGCCGCGACUGAGGAGCUGCUGCAAGAGCUGGAGAGGGCUGCGGCCAUGGGGUGUGAGUCAGAUAUCAUGGGAGGAAGCCCAAAGGGGAAGGUGGAGGGAUUGAAAGAAUGGUUUGGAAUGCUGAGAACUGGAACUGACAUGCUUGUGGGCCAGAUAGAUGAUUUCUUUGAUGAGAUCGUGGAAGGAAGAAAGAAACUACUGGAUAUUUGCAGCCAUAGGUGAAGAAGAAGGUAGGCAGAACCAGUAACAAGCAAGCAAGAUCUAACGAGUCUUCACACUGGUUCUUCUUUCUGUGUUCUAACACAAAUAGCAGUAACACUUGAGCUUGUUGUUCCUUGCCAUCGAUCCAAAUCUACCGGAUUUCUUUGUUUUUCCAUGUUAUUGCUUUCAGAUGUAAUAGAAAAGGUUUUGUUUUGAGUA